Bicyclus anynana (squinting bush brown) is the source of this 681-nucleotide messenger RNA. RefSeq lists its product as uncharacterized. Bases 31 to 561 code for a protein of 176 amino acids. The record is from RefSeq and is a predicted model, not a curated record. The transcript is spliced from 3 exons. Lineage: Eukaryota; Metazoa; Arthropoda; Insecta; Lepidoptera; Nymphalidae.
AAUAGAUCACUUAAAGACGAAUUUACAACAAUGUACAAUCGAUUAGACGAAACUGACGAACUUUUAAAUUUAACUGUCAAAAACGGAGACCCUAAAAUGGUUCUGUACAAAGAUGGCCGCCGAUGGAAACCUCCCGGAGACAUCGUUUGGGAUGACCCGAAUGCAUAUGACCCUUUCAGUAUUAGACGCAGGCUGCUCGAAUUAAUGAAACAAGCCAUUUAUCAAACAAGAAAUAAAAUGGUUUUUAUGCAAUUAAUGAAAGAGAAGUACGACAAGAAGACUUUAUACAAGAUGGGGUUCCUCAUGAGCAAGACAGACACGACGUGCAGUAUAUUCGCCAGUUUCGCCUUCAAAGCCUACAAAAAAUGCUCCAUGUCGCGCCAGGCAGCUAUCUUCAGUUAUCCUAUUAUAGAUAAGCUGGAUGCGACCGAGAGACUGCUGAACCUGUGGUUCGACGUGGAUCUGCUCAUCGAUCUGAUCAUGGCGAACCACAAAAUGUGCACACUCAUGCUGCAAAAUGCAAACGCAACAAGAAAGGAAGCUUGGAAGUUUAUCGAUUGAUUUAACAUUUAUCAUCAUCAAAUUAGCCGAUGGACGUCCACUGCAGGACAUAGGCCUUUUGUAGAGAUCUCCAAACAUCACGACACUGAGCCACCUGCAUCCAGCGAAUCCCUGCGACUC